Molecule: messenger RNA, 1490 nt
Organism: Mya arenaria
Lineage: Eukaryota; Metazoa; Mollusca; Bivalvia; Myida; Myidae
Product: AP-4 complex accessory subunit Tepsin-like
Exons: 12
Coding region: 42-1310 (422 amino acids)
Cellular component (GO): trans-Golgi network membrane
Source: RefSeq, a predicted model, not a curated record
CUCUUCAAUAGGAGAUAAACUGCAGAAAAACUUCAGAGAAAAUGACAACUCAGUUAUUUUCUAAAAUAUCUUUUGUUAGCAAGAUUGCUGAUUUGAUGAAAGCCACAUCUGAUGAUGACAAGCCGAUACCUGGUUAUUUAUAUAAAGAUGUGUCUGACAUAACUCACAGUUCGUUGGAAAACUGUGAGACCUGUGUUGGCUUCCUAGUUGAGCGGCUACAGCACGAGUCAAACCAUGUCAAAAUAAAGGUGUUGAAGUUAAUGAAGUAUAUAGUGAAGAAUGGGCAUCCUAACUUCCGACUCGGGUUGAUGAAGAAAUCUACAAUCAUCCAGGAGAAUACAAAACACAGUGGACCUCCAGACCCGUUACAUGGUGAUGUUCCCUACAAAAUGGUCAGAAAAACUGCGCAGGCAGUGUUGGAGCAGCUGUUUGACUGUGAGGUCACUCCGCAGAAAAGCAGCCCUGGCUUCAGUCAUGUUGGUAUUGGUCCGUCUACGAGUGGUGGAAAAAUGGAGGGAUUUGGUAACACACCGCAGUUCAGCAACAAAUCCCUUGGUGAGAGCCUGAAGGACUCGCUGGUGUCAGCUGCCCUGAGGCUGGGAGAGGGGGGUGAGGAUAGGGAGCGUGAGGUGCUGGGCUCGCUAGAGGGCAGCACAGGCUACACUCCUCCUCAACCUGCCUUCACACAGGCCCCACCUGCACAGACAGAGGUCCCCAUGGUGGAAAAGGCUAAACCAGCUCCAAAGCACAUUCCUGGCAAGGCAGGGGGAGGCUGGGAUGACAGUGAUGAUGAUGAUGACGAUGAUGAUGUCACUGAUGAUGUCAUCACUGCUGAUGAUGAUGUCAUCAGCUCAGGCAACCAAUCAGAUGUUGCCCAUAGGUUAGAUAAUGUAUCUGUGAGUGAUUUUGAGUCUGAGUAUGGCCUGGUAACAAGCUACCUGGGGAAACCUGGCCUAGUUAACAGUCCUUUGCUGAAGAGACAACAGCUCAAGGAAUUCCUACAAGAGUGUGGUAGUCUCAACUGUGAUAGGGUGGUGGAUAUUGUCAACACAAAAUUGAGCCAAUCCGGGGCAAAUGAAAGAGAGAUUAUUAGAGACCUGCAGUUGCUUGAGACAUUGACAACAUCUGACCUGGUCAGUCUGGAGUGGAUUGUCAGUGUGUGUGAGACCAGCCUGGUCGCUCUGGUCAGUUCUGGACAUAAGGCGGGCAGCAAGGCAAGAAAGCUGAUCCGAAUCCUAGAGAAGCUUACAAGUCACAGCCAUAUACUGCCAUUACCUGGGGAACAAGCCAUGAGAGAUAAUGAAACUUAGCUACAUGCUGAUGUCCCAUGUUUACUUAUUCGUUAUGAUUCAUUAAUAAAAAAUAUGUGUUUAACCUGUGGUCAUGACUUGCUGUGAAAUAAAUUUAGUCAAGAGGGUAAUAAAAAGUAAACUCUCGGUCACAUAUCCACUGACAAAAGAAUAAAUAUCUAUACACAUAAGACCUUUCUC